Molecule: messenger RNA, 1164 nt
Organism: Ostreococcus lucimarinus CCE9901
Lineage: Eukaryota; Viridiplantae; Chlorophyta; Mamiellophyceae; Mamiellales; Bathycoccaceae
Exons: 2
Coding region: 1-1164 (387 amino acids)
Biological process (GO): mRNA splicing, via spliceosome
Cellular component (GO): nucleus
Molecular function (GO): RNA lariat debranching enzyme activity
Source: RefSeq, a predicted model, not a curated record
AUGAAGAUCGCGAUCGAAGGGUGCUGUCACGGCGAGCUCGAUGCGAUAUACGCCGCGAUCGCGCACUUGGAGGUGGUGGAGAAGGUGAAAAUUGAUUUGCUGAUUUGUUGCGGCGAUUUCCAAGCCGUGCGAAACUUGGACGAUUUGGAAUGCAUGUCCGUGCCGGACAAGUACAAGGAGCUCGGGACGUUUUAUAAGUACUACAGCGGUGAGAAGACGGCGCCUAUACCGACACUUUUCAUCGGAGGCAAUCACGAAGCGUCCAAUUACUUGUGGGAGCUGUAUUACGGCGGCUACGUGGCACCAAAUAUCUACUACGUCGGGCACUCAGGGGUUGUAAACUUUGGUGAUUUACGUAUCGGUGGGUUAUCUGGGAUCUUUAAGACGCACGAUUACAAGAAAGGGCAUCACGAGCGACCGCCGUAUUCUGGACACGCAGUGAAGACGGCGUAUCACGUUCGAGAGUUUGAUGUCUUCAAGCUGAAGCAAGUAAAGAGUGAGAUAGACGUCUUCCUUAGCCACGAUUGGCCGCGUGGGAUCGCGCAGUUUGGGAACAAGCACGAGUUGUUUCGUAAGAAGAAGUUUUUGAAGGACGAGAUCGAAAGCAACACCCUUGGCUCGCCGCCGGCGGAGGAACUUUUGAAAAGGUUGAAGCCAAAGUACUGGUUCUCCGCGCAUUUACAUGUCAAGUAUGCGGCACUAGUCAAACACGAAGACGAAAAAACGACAAAAUUCUUGGCCUUAGAUAAAUGCUUGCCUCACAGAGACUUUUUACAAGUGAUUGAUUUGCCAGAGAAGAGCGCCGAAGGCGGUUUUGCUCUCGACGAGGAAUGGCUCGCUAUUUUAAAGGCCAAUCAUGAGUACCAUUCCGUGACGCAUCGACCGGCACAGCUGCCAGCCUACGGAACUCCCGAGGCAAUUGACUUAGAGCCACACAAGAAAUGGGUGAGCGAGCGUUUGCAAGCGGCUGGAUCAUCGGCGACGGUUCCGCCCGAGUUUGUCGCCACGCGGCCGGCAUAUGAUCCUUCCUCAGAAACCCGUCGUAAAGGGCGUGCACCUGCUGAUGUCGACGUCAACCCUCAGACGAAAGCUUUAAUGGAUUUACUCGAGCUUGAUCUGAAAAUCACUACUCCUAGGAUGCAUCAUACUCGUCGUCGUCGCUGA